Molecule: messenger RNA, 1890 nt
Organism: Cokeromyces recurvatus
Lineage: Eukaryota; Fungi; Mucoromycota; Mucoromycetes; Mucorales; Mucoraceae
Product: MBOAT, membrane-bound O-acyltransferase family-domain-containing protein
Exons: 4
Coding region: 90-1580 (496 amino acids)
Biological process (GO): ergosterol metabolic process
Cellular component (GO): endoplasmic reticulum membrane
Molecular function (GO): ergosterol O-acyltransferase activity
Source: RefSeq, a predicted model, not a curated record
UUUUAUUUUAUUUUAUUUUAUUUAUUUAUUUUUUUUAAAUAAAACUUUUAACUUUCUUCUUUUUCUCCCUCUCUCUCUCUAUUAAAAAGAUGGUGGUUUCAAAAACCAGUAUCUUUGCUAUUAAAGAAAGAGAAGCAAUUAAACCAUCAAAACUAAGCAUAAAUGAAAAAAAAGAUGAAGUAAUAAUAUCAAAAUCUUUUAAACGAUUACAUAGGCUUGCUUUUAAAGCAAGACAGUCCUCUUUUGAUACGACAAAUCCAGAGACUAGUAAAGAUACAUUUAGAGGAUUUUAUACAUUAUUUUGGAUUGCUAUGGGGUUCUAUACGAUUUUAACAUUAGUUCGAUGUUAUGAACAAGACGGCGUUGUACUUAGUUUAAGCUUUUUCAGGCUUAUGUCAAAAGAUACAGUUGCUUUAUUUAUCGCAGAUAUCCUUAUGAUCAGUCAAACCUUUCUUGUUAUUCCUUUUGCAUUGUUGAUGAUGAAAGGUUAUAUUAAACGUAAACCAGUUGGUAUCAUUCUUCAACAUUCGUUACAGACAGCUUUCUUGUUCAGUAAUAUAUAUUGGGUCUUUUGGAGAAAAUGGCCGAUGACACAAACCACGUUUUUCACUUUGCAUACAAUAGUGAUGAUGAUGAAAAUGCAUUCUUAUAUAGAACUGAAUGGUGAUUUAGCGACAAAGUACAGGAGACUCAUUUCCUUGAAGGAAAAGAUACCCAAAUGGGUUAAGGAUCGAGAGACAGCAGCAGGAGAUGAGAAUAGCAGGGGUUACUCUCUUAAAGAUCAAUCUGAGUUAGCUAAUAUGGAAUCUGAGAUAAAGUUUUUAAAUGAAGAGCUUACGCAUGGCAAAACUCAUUAUCCAGAAAAUUUAACUAUAAUGAAUUAUGUAGACUAUCUAGCUGUACCAACCUUAAUUUAUUGUUUAGAAUAUCCGAGGAUUGACAGAAUCAGGCCUAAAUAUUUACUCGAGAAAACAACGGCCAUUAUUGGCACGUUUCUAUUGCUAUACAUUACUACUGAAAGAUAUAUUUAUCCUCAAUUAUAUAAUCCAAAUAUGUCGGAUAUACGCGUUGUAUUAGAAGUCUUAUUUCCAUUCAUGAUGAAUUAUAUGUUCCUGUUCUAUAUUAUCUUUGAAUGUAUUCUUAACUGGUUUGCUGAAAUUACUAAAUUUGCUGAUAGAAAUUUUUAUGAUGACUGGUGGAAUAGUGUCACCUUUGAUGAAUAUGCUCGUAAAUGGAAUAAACCAGUACAUCAUUGGCUGUUAAGACACGUAUAUGCUAUCUCUAUGGACAAUUACAAGAUAUCAAAACAAAGCGCUUCUUUUUUAACUUUCUUAUUUUCUUCCUGUCUUCAUGAAUUGGUCAUGGUCAUUAUAACAAGAAAAUUAAGAAUGUAUUUAUUUUGCUUACAAAUGUCGCAAAUUCCUUUAAUCAAUUUAGGACGCCAGCCUUUCAUUAAAAAUAAUCCAACUCUAGGUAAUGUUAUCUUUUGGAUUGGUAUGUUCAUAGGUCCUCCUUUACUCGGUAUUUUAUAUACUCGACAAGCCUUUUGGGAAAAUAGAUAUGAUGCUGGUCUUGCAUAAUCAUAAUAAAGGGUUAAAAUUUCUUUUAUGUAGGACUAAUGUUGAUUUCUACAGGUAGACGUUAAUGACGCCUUUAUCUGAGAUGAUUUUUAUAGAUAAUAUUCUAACUUUAGAAUACGAAUAAUUGACGAGAGUAAUUUAUAUUCGUUUUUCCUUAUUAUAUUUAUUUCUUAUAUAAUCUAUAUUUAAGAUUAAUGUCAAUCCCACCUAUUACUUUGCCAGUUAUAUAUAUAAAUAUGUAUAUAUAGAUCUAUAUACAUAUAUAUUUUGAAUAAGGCCCGGAAAAAAACAAAAUCAAACUAUCUGCCCU